This is a messenger RNA of Camellia sinensis, 2398 nucleotides long. Its product is annotated as U-box domain-containing protein 35. Gene Ontology annotation, biological process: protein phosphorylation. Gene Ontology annotation, molecular function: protein kinase activity; ATP binding. Lineage: Eukaryota; Viridiplantae; Streptophyta; Magnoliopsida; Ericales; Theaceae. The record is from RefSeq and is a predicted model, not a curated record.
AAAUGUAAUGAAGUCAUCUUGGAAGACAUGGAUAUAGCAAAAGCCAUAUGUGAUUAUGUUAAGGUCAACUUAGUUGAGACUCUGGUAGUUGGUUCCCCCUCGAAGAAUAGCUUUAUGAGAAGAUUUAAGAGCUCAGAUGUUUCGACCAAUGUUUCAAAGGGAGCACCAGAAUUCUGCAGUGUGUAUGUCAUCUCAAAAGGCAAAAUUUCAUCGGUAAGAUCUGCCUCCAUCCCAGUUCCAAACCCACCACCCCGCCCAUUACAGAACCAAAUCAUUCCAUAUCAUAGUUCACUCGAUGUACGACCCAUUCAAAAUUAUGGUACAAGAGCUGAGAGGACACCAUUUGCACCUCGCAACUUGAUUGAAGACACAGAGAUCAAGUCACCAUUCAAUAGAAAUAAAGCAUCAAACAAAUCGUAUGCGGAGCUUUCAAUCUCUGAUACAGACAUAUCAUUCGUGAGCUCUGGGAGACCAAGCACCGAACGUAUGUAUCCCUUUGAUAGUCAAGAAAUGAUGGGUGGGGCACCUCCUCGACUUUCAUGUAGCUCUGACACAGACAACAGAAGCAGCUUUGGGUCAUCAUUCUCAGCAUCCAAGUCAUCUGAUCCAAACUAUAUGCAUGGCUUCUCAUCUGGCUCCGAAAGUAACACUGCGUCGUGGUCAUCAUCACAGAACCUGGAUGAAGUGGAAGCUGAGAUGAGGAGGCUCAAGCAAGAGCUCAAGCAGACAAUGGAGAUGUAUAGCACAGCUUGCAAAGAAGCACUCUCAGCAAAACAAAAGGCAAUGGAACUUCAUCGUUGGAAAAUUGAGGAACAACAGAAAUUUGAACAAGCACAAUUAGCUGAGGAAGCAGCAUUGGCAAUUGCCGAGAAAGAGAAAGCAAAGACUAAGGCAGCCAUUGAGGCAGCAGAAGCAUCUCAGAGGAUUGCAGAAUUGGAAGCACAGAAAAGAAUGAAUGCUGAAUUGAAAGCACACAAAGAAGCUGAGGAAAAGAAUAAGGUACUAGAUACCCUGGCACAUAGUGAUAUAAGGUACCGUAAAUACAGUAUAGAGGAAAUUGAAGCAGCAACAGAUCACUUUUCCGAAUCUCGCAAAAUUGGGGAAGGAGGUUAUGGGCCAGUGUACAAGUGUUAUUUGGAUCAUACACCAGUUGCAAUAAAAGUUCUUCGUCCGGAUGCAGCUCAAGGAAGAUCGCAGUUUCAGCAAGAAGUUGAAGUCCUAAGUUGCAUAAGGCAUCCCAACAUGGUUCUCCUUCUUGGAGCCUGCCCAGAGUAUGGUUGCUUGGUGUAUGAGUACAUGGCUAACGGGAGCUUAGAAGAUUGUCUCUUUAGGCGAGGGAACAAACCAGUUAUUCCUUGGCAAGUAAGAUUUCGAAUUGCUGCAGAAAUUGGCACUAGCCUUCUUUUCCUCCACCAAACAAAGCCAGAACCACUAGUCCACCGUGACCUAAAACCUGCAAACAUUCUGCUUGACCGUAAUUUUGUUAGCAAGAUUAGUGAUGUUGGGUUAGCCAGGCUGGUUCCUCCAUCUGUAGCCAACAGCGUAACUCAAUAUCGCAUGACCUCAACUGCUGGAACUUUUUGUUAUAUUGACCCAGAGUACCAACAAACUGGCAUGCUUGGAAUUAAGUCUGAUAUCUACUCCCUUGGUAUCAUGCUGCUCCAAAUAGUUACAGCCAAGCCUCCUAUGGGUUUGACUCAUCAUGUUGAACGAGCUAUUGAGAGGGGUAAUUUUUCUGAAAUGCUUGACCCAUCUGUUACUGAUUGGCCAGUAGAAGAGGCCUUGAAGUUUGCCAAGCUAUCUCUUAAAUGUGCAGAGCUCAGAAGAAAAGACAGACCAGAUCUUAAGACCAUCGUGUUACCUGAACUUAAUAGAUUGAGCAACCUCGCAGAAGAUAAUAUGUCUAGUAGCAACAACAAUAGUGUCAUGAUGUUGGGUGGCACUAGUUGUAGUAGUACUAGUACUCCUCCAAGGACCUCACUAUAUCAGAGCCAAGUUUCCACAUCUCAAGAGAUGAUAAGCGACCCUCAAUUGCAACAGUCUGGCUAUGAAAGUUCACAGAGCGCUUUGAGUGCAUCUUUUAAUUCAGAUAGGAGAUCAAGCUGAAUGUCCGAGGACAUCUUAACACAUAAUUCAUUGUUCAAGGAGUUCAAGAUGAAAACAAGGAAUUAAAGUUAGCUCCUCGGCAUAUAAGAUAAAAGGUGGAGCCCUUAGUUGAUAUUGUCAAGAAACUGUUUGAAUUUUUUGAAAUUUUUUUUUUAAUGACAAAUAAGAUGAUUGUAUUUACAAAAAUGUUAUUGUAACUUCUAUUUUGAAUAUUUGGAUGACUUGAACUCUGAAGUUGUUCACUAUCUCCUUGUUGACAAAGUAAAUAAUAAAAAAAAAUCCAUAAUUUUGA